This is a messenger RNA of Daphnia carinata, 3831 nucleotides long. RefSeq names its product alanine--tRNA ligase, cytoplasmic-like (gene AlaRS). Bases 50 to 3586 code for a protein of 1178 amino acids. Gene Ontology annotation, molecular function: alanine-tRNA ligase activity; aminoacyl-tRNA deacylase activity; ATP binding. The record is from RefSeq and is a predicted model, not a curated record. The transcript is spliced from 19 exons. Gene Ontology annotation, biological process: tRNA modification; alanyl-tRNA aminoacylation. Gene Ontology annotation, cellular component: cytoplasm; mitochondrion. NCBI's taxonomy places the organism in Eukaryota, Metazoa, Arthropoda, Branchiopoda, Diplostraca, Daphniidae.
ACACGUGGAAGCUUCUUUCGUUACGAUUUGUCUCACAAAUUGCUGCAAUAUGGACACCUCACUGUCUGCUACCAAGAUCCGCCAGAUGUAUAUGGAUUUCUUUAUUCAAAAGAAGGAUCAUAUUUAUGUCCACUCAUCCUCAACUAUUCCUAAGGAUGACCCAACACUGCUGUUUGCCAAUGCUGGCAUGAACCAGUUCAAACCACUUUUCCUUGGAACUGUUGACCCCAACAGUGAUAUGGCAAAAUGGAUUCGUGUUGUAAACACCCAAAAGUGCAUUCGUGCUGGUGGCAAGCAUAAUGAUUUGGAUGAUGUUGGAAAAGAUGUAUACCAUCACACAUUCUUUGAAAUGUUGGGAAAUUGGUCAUUUGGAGACUACUUCAAGAAAGAAGUAUGUACAUGGGCUUGGGAGCUACUAACUGAUGUGUUCCAACUACCAAAAGACAGGCUUUAUGUAACAUAUUUUGGUGGCAAUGAAGCCACUGGUCUUCAGCCAGAUGAAGAAUGUAGACAAAUUUGGUUGUCUCUUGGGCUUCCGGCGGAGCGAAUUUUACCAGGAUCGAUGAAAGACAAUUUCUGGGAAAUGGGCGAUGUUGGUCCCUGUGGCCCUUGCUCUGAGAUCCAUUUUGACAGGAUUGGUGGAAGAGAUGCCGCACACCUCGUAAACAUGGAUGACCCGGACGUACUGGAGAUCUGGAAUCUCGUGUUCAUGACUUUCAAUCGAGAAACUGAUGGAUCUCUUAGACCAUUGCCAAGGAAGCACAUUGAUUGUGGAAUGGGUUUUGAACGACUUGUUUCUGUUAUUCAAGACAAACGCUCAAACUAUGAUACAGACAUCUUUCAGCCAAUCUUUGAAGCAAUCCAAAAGGGUACAAACGCUCCACCGUAUCAAGGAAAAGUUGGAUCAGAAGAUGUGAAUGGGGUUGACAUGGCGUAUCGUGUGUUAGCUGAUCAUGCCCGCACAUUGACGAUUGCCCUGUCCGACGGGGGACGCCCAGACAACGUUGGUAGAGGGUAUGUCCUUCGCCGGGUGCUUCGUCGUGGAGUUCGUUAUGCCACUGAAAAACUGAAUGCCAAACCAGGAUUUUUUGCAAGUUUGGUGCCCACGGUCUGCCAAGUUCUCGGUUUAACUUUUCCUGAGGUCAACCGUGACCCUCAGCUUGUGAUAGACAUCAUCAACGACGAGGAGACGCAAUUUUUGAAGACACUGACGCGAGGCCGAGAUUUACUAGAGCGCACAAUUUCCAAACUCAAUGGCCAAACCACUCUGCCGGGUGAUGUCGCAUGGCGACUGUACGAUACCUAUGGUUUCCCUGUCGAUUUGACCCAACUCAUGAGUGAGGAGAAGGGUCUGACUAUUGAUAUGGUGGCUUACGAAGAAGCAAAGAAACAGGCGCAGCUACUGUCUCAAGGAAAGGGGUCAGGUGUUGACGACACCAUCGCAUUUGACGUCCACGCCAUCACCGAACUGCAAAAUAAAGGAGUUCCGCCUACAGAUGAUUCGUUUAAGUACAAUUAUAAAGCGGUUUCUGAUUCGGUCGAUAGCCCAUAUGAGUUUGACAUUUGCACCAGCAAGGUGAUCGCAAUCCGCUACCAGAAGGCUUUCCAUCAAGAGGUGUCGAGUGGAGUAGAGUGUGGAAUUCUUUUGGAUAAAACAUCUUUUUACGCAGAGUCUGGUGGCCAAGCGUAUGAUGAGGGUUUCAUAACCAAAGUCGACGAUGAGGCAACUGAAUUCACUGUCAAGAAUGUGCAAGUUCGUGGAGGUUAUGUUAUUCAUUUGGGCAAUGUGGAAGGUACAUUGCGAGUCGGUGAUGAGGUCAAGCUUAGUAUUGAUCAAUCUAGGAGGAGAUUGAUCAUGAGCAAUCAUACAGGAACUCACGUUCUUAAUUAUGCCCUCAGACAAGUUGUUGGAAUGGAAGCUGAUCAACGAGGAUCACUCGUGGCGCCUGACAGAAUGCGGUUUGAUUUUACCAACAAGGCUGCCAUGACCCCAGAGCAAGUUAAGCAGACCGAGCGUAUUGCAAACGAAAUGAUCAGUAAGAACGAGGAGGUCUACGCAAAGGAAUCUGCUUUAGUUGUUGCCAAAGCUGUUCAAGGACUUCGCGCAGUUUUCGAAGAAACCUACCCCGACCCAGUACGCGUUGUUUCAAUUGGAAUACCUGUUGAACAACUUGAAGCAGAUCCAUCAAAUCCGGCUGGUAAUUCCACAUCCAUUGAGUUUUGCGGUGGAACACACGUGAAGCGGUCCGGACAUAUUGGCGAUUUCAUUAUCUCUUCAGAGGAGGCUAUUGCUAAAGGAAUCCGUCGUAUUGUGGCCAUUACUGGUCCAGAAGCGUCCAAAGCAUUGAAGAAAGCCGAACUUCUCCAAAAGGAAGUCGACGUUUUGUCGGGAAAAGUCGAUGCCUUCGUCAACCAAAAAGACAAAUCCCUGACAGUAAAGGAGCUUUCUCGCAUCAUUGUAGAUCUAUCUGACGAUGUAUCUCAAGCCAACAUCGCAUACUGGAAGAAGGACGAUCUCCGUAACGUGUUGAAGAGUUUGAAAAAGCGUGCCGAUGAUGUUGAACGUGCAAUUAAAGCUGCUGUCGUGAACGACGUUGCUGAGGCUGCCAAGAAAUUGAUCGGAGAACGCAGCAAUACCCCUUUCAUUGUACACGAAUUCAACGCCUUCUCCAAUAGCAAGGCUCUUGAUGGUGCGUUGAAGCAAGUGAAAUCUCUAUCGCCGGAAACUGCUGCCAUGUUUUUCAGCGUAGACGCCGAAGCAAACAAAGUUGUAGUGCUGGCCGCUGCUCCCAAGGGUGCGAACGAUCGUGGUCUCAAAGCUAAUGAAUGGGUUGCCGAUGUCAGUGGCCUUCUUGACGGGAAAGGUGGUGGUAGUGCUGGAUCCGCCCAAGCAACUGGAAACAACCCUGCCGGUCUGGCUGAAGCUAUGAAGAAAGCCACAAUGUUUGCCCAAUCGAAACUCGGAAUCGUGGCUGAAAUUGCGGCGUCUACAGCCAAACUCGGGGCAGAACCUGUUGAUGGACCAACAUUAUUCUCCACUUCUGGGAGUGUUCGUACGAACAUUGCAUUAAUUGCUGCUCAGUAUGCCAACACGAAGUUGAACGUGCUAACGGACUUGCCAUCAUCAACAUUCAUCUCAAACAAAUUUCCUGCAUUGUCUGUUGGAGAUGUCCAAAUAUCGGGACUCGCUCCUAUUGCCCUUUAUUUGGCUCCCAAUUCUUUGAAAGGAAACGGUGCGUUGGAGGAGGCUCAAAUUCUUCAAUGGAUCAAUCUAGCCGAACAUGAACUGCUACCCGCUGUGUUAGUUUUGCUCGAUGCCUCUCCCAACGCUAAGCCGGUGCAAAACCGCGCUCGUCAAGAGAUCCAACUUUAUCUAGAAAUUCUGAACAGUAUUUUGCUAACUCGCACAUAUCUCGUCGGCGAAACUGUAACUCUCGCCGAUAUAGCUGUCGUCUGCACCCUUGCUCCGGUUUUCCAGCGUGUAAUGGAAGGUCUUGGUAGUUCGAAGUCGGCCAACGUUUUGCGAUGGUUCAACACAAUUACACCGCAACCGAAUGUCAAACAUGUCAUCGGCGAUGCCAAGUGAUGGGCUGGACCCCCUAAACGCAGCUUGUCACUCAGGUCUGUCGUUGACCUUUAACCAACUGUGCCCUUUUUUUCACGUUGUUGGUUUCUUUUAGAGACGAAAGUGGUGUGUUAUCUUAUUGGCGAAAAAGCAUUAUCAUUAAAUCGUUGAGUCGUUCCUUCAGUGCUGAUUAAGAGUGUAGUUUUUGUUUACCUUUGGUGCGAGGGUUAUCGAAGUUGGAGAUUAAAUAAAAAGAACGAAUUAUA